AGAUAAUGACACCAUGCAAAAAAUAAAUUUGUGUUGUGUUUUGUGUUCAUAUUCAAGUGUUCAAGGAUGUCUAAGGAUAGUUCAAGCAGAGCCAAGUUUAAGGUGUUAAAUAACCUAUGAGUUAAAUAUUUAAAAGUCAUUAUUAAUUUAAUUGAAUUUGCACUUAAAUAUUAAAUGCUGCAUUCUAAAUGUUUUUGCAGUCAGGUUCUAGUAAAAACGAAGAUCAGAAUACUUCAUUUAAUUCUCCAUAUAAGAAUAUAAUAAAGAAUACAAACUUUAACUGGGAUAUAAAUAGUUCUUACAAUGAAGAAAAUGAUUUUAAAAAGCAUGUACGUAAUAAAGUGAAAACCUUAUCGAAACUUUCGGGUAAGUCCAAAACUGUUUCAAAGAGAAAGAGACGAAUUCAAAAGACAAAUUUAGUAAAAAAUUAUGGCGUGUCAAUUAAAAGGUGUGAUGACUUUGAUUCAGAACAUACUGAUCUUGCAUUAACUUUAUCAAAAUCUCUUCAGACUAGUGGAGAUGAAGAUGAAAUACUUUCAAUUAAUUGUACUCAGUCUGAAGAAAACGUUUUGGCACUGAGGACCAAUCUUAAAAAAUUUGGAUUUGAAACAUCAUAUUUAAGAAGUUCAAAUGUAAAGUCUGAUGUUAGUUUACAACAAGAACAUAAAAAGCAUGGAAAGUUUAAAUUUAUAACACCCACUUUAUUUCUACGGACAGAAGAAGAUAGAAAUAGAAUAAUUGCAAGUAAAAUUGAUACUAUACUUACAGAACAAAACAGAAAUAUUAAUGGAAAUAAACAAUUCAAAACUGGAAAUCUGUAUUCUAAAAUGUUAUCUCAGUUUUACUGCAAAGAAAACAAACUGUUUAAUCAUGUGGAAUUAACAAAUUUCUGUGUUGAAAAAAUUGGCAUUUUGCCAAAAAAAGAAAAGGUUGAUCGUUAUCUUAGAGACUGGAGAACUAUACCAGGAAGGGAUAGGUCACCAACUCCUGAGAAAAUUAUUUUUGAUGGAAAAGUUAUACCCCCUAUGGAAGAUAAUGAAGUAAUCAAAGCAGCUAAUGUUUUUUCUAAGGAUAAAACUACAUUUAUUGAUAAUUUUGAUUCUAAAACUAAAGUAAAGAGGGAAAAUGUAGAUGUGCAGGACACUAGAUGUACAUCUCCUGAUUUAUUUGAAUCAGAUGAAGAAAGCUUAUCUCUUCCUAAUAGAAUUGAAAAUAACUGUCAUGAGAGUAAUACAUCUUCUGAAAAUAGCAGUAGAAUCGAUUUUAUACAUAGAAAUGAAAAUGAGGAACAGGCAUACUCUAUUUGUCCUUCUGAUAGUCAGUUAGAAAAGUCUUUUAAUGUCACUGAGUAUGUAAUGAAAAUUCUAAACCAUGAUAGUACUAUAUGUUUGAAUAAUUAUUUAAAUUCCACACAAAUUGUUACUGAGGAAGCAAUGUAUGAACCAUCUAAAGAUGUAACUAAUCUAGAUAGUUUAGGAAGUGUUAAUGCAGAACAACUAACUAGCAAACAAAAUAGCAAAACUACGGAUAAAAGGAAUUCAUAUAACAAAUUAACAAAAAAUCAAGAAGAUGGAUUGAACUUCAGGUGUAACACUGACUAUGUCAAAGAUGGUGAAAUUACUUCAAUUAAUUUGAAUAACAUAGACAAAAGUUUUCAAAAUAAUAUUCAAUUUUCAGAAGGACCCUGCAAUAUUGUGUUUGAUAUUGAGGAGGAUAAUGUAGAUGUAACAGAAGGUAUUGCUUUUAAAACAAACUCGGAAUGUUCUGUUUAUUCAAAUGUGGAAAAAGAUUUCGACUAUUAUCCACCAAUUGAAAUUAAUUGCGGUAAUUCAAAUAGUCAGAAAAAAGUUGAGAUUUCAAGUGAAGAUGAGGAUCAUUUACCAAUAAUUUCAGUUAAAAAGAAUGGAAAGGCAAAAUCAGCAAACUCUUUCUUAACAAGUAAUUAUGAAAGUUUAGAAAUUACCACCAAAAAUGAAAAUAAUAUUUCUGAGCAUCUAAAACUACUUCAGUGUGGAGAUAAUUUAGUACAAAUAAUUCAUGGUAAAAAUACAUUAAUGGAAAAAACAGGAAAACAAAUAGAGAAUAUUAUUUCUUCUAAUGAAGUUAAACCAACUUAUUCAAGUAAUUUUAAUAACGACAUAUUGCAAGAUAAUUUUCAAGUUGGUAAACGAAAUGAAGAGAACUGUUCUAUAUCAUUUCGAACACCUAAACAACAAGUAGCAAUAAAAGUAGAUAAUGUUACUCCAAUGAUUGAUUAUGAAGAUCUUGACUCUCCAGAAAUACAUAAAGAACUAGACAAGUUUGGUUUGAAGCCUUUGAAAAGGAAAAGAGGCAUAGAGUUUUUGAAGUAUAUCUAUGAAUCCACACAUCCAGUUUUACACAUUAAUGAUGAAUUUUCAGGAUAUGCUGCUGAAAAUGAAGAGGGGAUAAUAAAGAAAGUAAAAGAGAAUAAUUCCAGUAGCACUUGUAAAGCCAAAAGUAUAGAAAUCGUUGGAGAUUUAAUUUCAGAAAAGGAAGAUACAAUAAUCAUUGAAAGAAAACGAUCAUCGUCAAAACUCGCCACUUGUGCUGUACCUUUACAUAUAGCCUGGUUUAAUUUUAUUUCAUGCAAUCCACAAAUCAAAGAAAGCAUUUUGUUAUAUGAACCAUUGCAACUGGAAUCUUUAUGUACUUCUUUGCAAGAGCAGGGAUAUAAAUAUAAUAUUGAGGACAUGGUUCACUUUUUAGAUAAAAAGUGUAUAAAUAUCAGAAGGAACAACAAUCAUAGCAAAAGGAAUAGGUGGUGAUAAUUAACAAAUUUGUAAAUUUAUAAUUUUUGCAUGUUUUAAAAUUGUUUUAUCGAUUUAUAUGUAUGUACCCUGUGCA
This is a messenger RNA of Agrilus planipennis (emerald ash borer), 2865 nucleotides long. Its product is annotated as structure-specific endonuclease subunit SLX4. Gene Ontology annotation, cellular component: nucleus; Slx1-Slx4 complex. The transcript has 4 exons. Gene Ontology annotation, molecular function: enzyme binding. The coding region runs from base 189 to 2786 and encodes 865 amino acids. The record is from RefSeq and is a predicted model, not a curated record. Gene Ontology annotation, biological process: resolution of meiotic recombination intermediates; DNA replication; interstrand cross-link repair. Lineage: Eukaryota; Metazoa; Arthropoda; Insecta; Coleoptera; Buprestidae.